GAGAUUUAUGGCUAGAAGACUUAGAGAUUCACUGAGAAAAUCUUAUGCUGUUUUAUUUUCAGAGCACUGGGAUAGAUAUUUUGACUCAUAGUGACUGGAACAUAUCAUAAAUUUCAUAACUUGGAAUGAGUGUACAAACUACUACAGAGCCAAGUAUGCUGACAGAGAAUGUGGGCACAAGGAAAGAUGGCCACUAACGUGUGGCCACAGGGCAGUGGGGUGUUAGGUCCUGUGCAAAUUCUUUCUUGUGUUGGUAACUGCUGCCUAACCAGCACUGGGGUAAAGUUAGAUAGGAAGUCCAUUGUUGCCGUGAGUUUCAUCGCAGCAUUCCUCUGUCUCAUCAUCAUUCGUCUCACAAAUGAAGUAACUUUCCCUUUGAUCCUAAACUGCUUUGGACAAACCAGAGUCAAGUGGAUCCCAUUUUCUAAUGGCCAAAGGCAGCCUCUGAAAACUCAUUAUGGAUAUAUAAAUGUAAAAACACAAGAGCCUCUACAUCUUGACUGUGACCUCUGUGCCAUUGUUUCAAACUCGGGACAGAUGGCUGGCCAGAGGGUGGGCACUGAGAUAGACAAGUCCUCCUGCAUAUGGAGGAUGAACAAUGCUCCCACAAAGGGCUAUGAAGAAGAUGUUGGGAAGAGGACAACCAUAAGAGUGGUCUCACACACAAGUGUGCCUCUCCUGCUCAAGAAUCCUGAGUACUUUUUCAAAGAAACCAACAGCACCAUUUACGUGAUCUGGGGUCCUUUUCGAAACAUGAGGAGGGAUGGGAAUGGCAUUGUGUACAACAUGCUGAAGAAAACUGUUGACAGCUACCCAACUGCCAAAAUCUACGUGACAACGGAGAAGCGCAUGAGUUACUGCGAUGCCGUGUUUAAGAAGGAGACGGGAAAAGACCGAGUCCAGUCAGGUUCAUAUCUCAGCACGGGUUGGUUUACCUUAAUUUUGGCUAUGGAUGCCUGCUAUGGAAUUCAUGUCUAUGGGAUGAUAAAUGACACCUACUGCAAGUCAGAAGGCUUUCGCAAAGUUCCCUACCACUAUUACGAGCCAGGAAGAGAUGAGUGUGAGGAAUACUUUCUCCAUGAAAAUGCUCCAUAUGGAGGCCACAGAUUUAUCACAGAAAAGAAAGUAUUUGCUAAGUGGGCCAAGAAGCACACAAUAAUAUUUACACAUCCCAACUGGACAGUGUCUUGAUACUGAUUUACUUAACUCUCCCUUAACAGCAUAUUACAAAAAUGUCUCAGUUUACAAUAGUUUUGCUUACAUCUGGCUGGCCUUUCUCAGCCUAGGUAACACUAAACUAAAAGCCAGGAGACAAAGAGGGUGGUGGUUCAGCUGUUAAGCAAAAUUAAUUAUCUGUGGAAGGCAGACACAUUGUUUGUUAUUUCUUAGGGUUUUAAUCCACACUAUGCACUUUAUACUUUAACUGGAUUUUACUUCAAGGCAGGAGCAGUUAAAGACAGAUGAGAUUUCCUAUAUAUACAGGUGCACACAAAGAGCAUGAUGGUCCUUUGAAAAUUGUCCAUCGUCUCAGAUAUUUAAAAAUUAUUAUUUGUAGCUCAUUUGCUGUACUGAAGCACUAGUUCCAUUUGUGGUAUCAGGAGAAAUUUUCAACAGGAGAAAUGUGAAGAAAAAUACAGAUCUCCAAGGUCCAGGAGUGAAUAAAUUUUAAAAAAUAACACCUGAAUAUAUUGAUAUACAGUAUAUUGUGAGCACUUGCAUAUAUGGUAAAAUUAGAGAUGAGCUAAGCAUGGUUCUUGAACUGUACCCAACUAUUGAAUGAGAAGAUAUUACUUAGUCAAGACUCUUGUUUAAUUCAUAACUUCUGAAAUGCAGCUUCCUUCCACUGUGGUCAGUCUGCACCAUCUGAGGCUAUGGAGUUUGUGCUUUUUGAAGCUGUUGUCCCACACUUCAGUUCCAGCAGAAUGGCACUUGGCAAAGAUUGUGUUUUGCAGCCCAUGAUAAACCUUUGGAUGUCAUACCAAGCCUGCUAUCAGUAUGCAAGCUGGUGAGUGUAAAGUUGUCUCACUAAUAUCUCCAUUUACUCCAGUUGUGCAUUUGACUUACUCCAACAUCCAAAUAACAGUGUUUUGACAGUAUUUCCCAUGCAGCCAUCAUAAUUUAUUUUAGAUCUUCAGUUUCUCCAUCUUUAAAAACAAGAGUAGUGUCUAUCUACCUCACAAGAGAGUUGUGAGGAUUAAUUUAAUUUCAUUUAAAGCACUUUCCUGAUGCAGAAUGCUCCAGAUCAUUUAUUCUUAACACAAAAACAAUGGUACCUGUCAUUUAUUCUUGUCUGUUGGGUAUUUGAAGAAAGUGACAGUGUGUCUGACUCUGAUGGCAAAUUGUUCUGUGCAUCCACUUUCCUACUGAGGAUAAUUUGUAAUACUGAGUUCUAUCAGCUUGCAUUCCUUCAGAUGAAGUUGAAAGAACUCCCCAUCUCACAGUAUUAUCUGCACAUUAAAAGGCAGUUCAAGAACCUUAAAAUAUACUCAUCUCUAGUUUAAGUAUGUAUUUCCAAGCUUACUGUCAUGGAAAGUUUUCAACUGCAGCAGACUCAUUUGUAAUAUGACAAUAAUUCAAAUACGUAUGUGAGUUUUAUUUAAACUGUAUUUAAACUAAUGCUUUAAGUUUAGAAUGUGUCCUAUGAAUUUUUUAACAUCCAGAAUGUCAGAUUCAACACUGUAAUAGCCAAUACUGUGAACACUUGAAGGAAUUAUGUGUGGAACAUGUCACACAGGGUUUACUCACACUACUUAGACAUUUACCAACAGGAAACUUUGUAUGCUUUUGUAAAUCAAGAAAAGGGGAAAGUAAAAAGCUAUUUUUACAUGUAAGUAUUUGUAUAGUGACUGUUUCCUAUUGUAUAUUUGUAUAUAUAAAUCUAUAUUUUAUAUAUUCAUUGCAUGUAUAUUCUCUCAUCAACAGCUCAAACUUAUAGGAUGGGGAGGAAAUCUCUUCCUCAUCAUUCCUCCUCCUGAUCAUUGUUUUCUUGUUCCUGUUGGUAGGUGAUUCCAGGGUAUCAUCUCUGUUGCAUCUUUUAUUUUCUACCAUAAAUGCAGCUCUCUGAUUUUAUUUUUUUUUUUAUAUAAUAUAGCUCAGCUUUCACUGCUUUCUUUAGUACUCUUACCUAUUCAUUCUGGUUGUCAGACAAAGGCUGGGGCCAUGCUUAUGAUCUUGGAUAAACAUCUGUAUUCAAACACAGCCUUUGUCCCAGGUUUCUGGCAUGACUUACGUCUCACCUUCCUGUUUGGAGAAGGAGAACAAUAGUAUUUUCCUACUACCUUUCUUGACUGACCUUCUUGAAAGCUGUUGAGAUGAGUAUUCCCAUUUUUAACUUAUUUGUAUGAUGCUUUGAAGAAAAGGUGCCCAAAGUGUCUGAAAAUUACAUGCAAUGCUGUGUUAUACAAGUAAUUAAAAGUGGCUGUUUCUUGUCCCUGGAGUUUAAAAUCAGUUGUAUGCUGAUACAACAUGGGAUGAAAUCAAAAGGGGGGGAAGAGUCAUGUUUGGAAGAAGAGCUGUAGUAGAAAAACCAGACUUAUUAUCAUGCAUCUGUUCAGUUCACAUAGGUGGCUGGAUAUGUGGAAAGGUAAUAAAAAAUUGUAAGGCAGAAUUUGAAAAAUGCAGGACAUGCAAAAUUAGGGAGAAUGUUCCACACAUAUUUUACAGGGCAGCUUGGAAAGUCCUACAAUUUCCUUAAGGGAAGAGGAACUGCAAGGAAGAGCAUCAACCAAUUGAACUUGUAUUUAGAAUGUUUCUGGGUUAAUAGAAAGCUGCUAUGAAAGUGCUGCACAUGAAAUUGUUUGGACUGUACAGACUUCCAUGGAGUGUUUCUCCCCCUGGGUGUUACUCCCCAGUGAGCAUAAAGAUUCUGCCUGAGUUGUGUUCACUUGGUUUUUAAGCUUGAGAAAGGUUUUAAGGUAAUUAAUACUUUCCAAUUCACCAUAAAUGUGUUGUAAAAUACGUGCUUCAUUCUGAACCUCUUUGAAGAAUGCUUGCAUGCUGCAUGAAACACUAUCACAAAGGAUAGCUAAGAUAAAUACUGCUCUAAGAACAUCUACAUGUACACAAAAUUGAGAACACAAUUAGAGUUUGGGCGUCACAGAGCAAAAUAAAGGUGUUACUGUCUGCCUGGAUUUGCACUUAGAGCAGAUCCACAUUAGAAACAUUGCAGCAGGCUUCAUUCGUACUAGAAAAAAUUAAUAUCAGUUCUCUUACUUAAAUGAGCCUGUCUUUAGCAUGUUAAAUGCAUUUACAUGAUUUUUAUUGUACGAGUAAGUAACUGUGACCACUGUGUUAAAGAUGAUUCUACAAAGAAAUUACGUGGUUGAAAUCUGUUAAAACCUAGCUGUGGUACUAAAGAAAGAAUGUCAGUUCUCGGGUGUCUAUAAGGGAUCUUGGUGGUUCACCUUCUGAGAGCAGUUAAGAAAUCAGCUGAGAAUCACUUAUUAAUUCUAUAAGAUAAAACUACUACAGUUUACCUGAAUGUAAUCAUAUCCUAAUUGCUUAUUCAUUCAAGCAGUCCUAUUUUAAUCAACUACUCUUGAGUAUAAAACAGGCAGGGAGUUUACCUGAGGUUUUCAAAAUGCAUUUUCACAUUGCUGUUAAUAGAGGAACCCUCAAAAAUAGUUUGGCCUUUUUUGUUUUUCCUCAUCAUGAGCUGAGUAGUCAUCAAAAAUUUCUUUUAAAAUGUAGGGGGGAUUUAAAUAAACUUUUUUUUUUUUUUUUUUUUUUUUUUUUUGUAAGAGGGGGAAAAAGGGCAUAAAUGGUAUGGUUUUAAUAAACAUUUAAAUGUUAAUAUACUUUAUGUUUUAUGUUACAUUACCUUCUGACUUUUUAUUUUCAUAGCAAAAAGUUUUAAAUAGGAGCAGAAAUUUUCAUUUUAAAAUAUUCUUUUUGGCUGGCUAAUUACUAUUCAUAGAUAAAUGACUGAAUAAAAUAAGUAAGUGUUGUUUUUCUUUCUAAACUGACAUAACAGACAUCUUCCCAACCUUUUCAUCCCCAUUAGAUGUCCAGAUCACAUCCUUCUGCUUAUUCCAAAGCCUCUUCUCAGAAAGAAAAAAAUUAGUUUAUAUAUCCAGCCAAAUUCCCUUUCCAUCUGGGCUGGGAGGCUCCAUCUGCAGACUGCUCCUAUCAGUUACAUCAGUAAAUGGGGAGGACUUAUGGAGAGCUCUACUUAGGAGCAGAUGGUGUUCCAACUUCUAAAAAGUGCCCCUAAACUGCUUUAGGCAAGGAGUACCCAUUGAUCUCUCUUGGAAAUACUUUACUAAUGUAGUGUUCAGUUUCUUCAAAUGCCUUUAGCUCCAGUGUAGAAUAAUUGUCCUACUCUUUUGAGUAGGAAUUAUCAGCAAUGGGAAAGCACACCCUUUACAGGAAAAAAUGGAGGCAAAUUCUGUGUUGUUAAAUAUUUGCACAUAAAUACCACCAUGGAUGAAGAAGUCAGCCUGAUACAAAUUAUCUGAACCACUCACUGAUUUAGGGAUCUCUGAGGACUCUCUUCAAAACUAAUGGAAGUGGCUUUGGCAAGUUCAUGAAUACAGCACCUACCCCAGUAAAAUCCUUGCACUCCUGGGUGCCAGGGUAAGCAGUGUUUUGUCUGGGAAGUACCAAAGCACAAAAUACUUGGCAGAAUUAAUAAAGAGAGACCUAUCCAGCUCUUGGAGGGAUGAUGCUCAUGGUCUUCCAUUAUUCACCUGCUAGUGGGCUGGACUGAAGUAGGACCCCACACAAAGAUAGCUGGUAGCAGAGCACAGAUACUCAACCAGAAGACGUGUCCAGGUAAGUAAGAAUUAAGUAAAUAAUCCCUUAUGGAUUAUAGCUGGAUGGUGCUCUUAGUAAGCAGGAAAUCAGAAGCACUUUACAUAUUGAUGCUUAGAAUUUGCUGUCUUUUUUUCUGCAUGUUUGUCAGAAAUAGUGUGUCUUUAGUUGUGCUGAAGCAAGGCUGGGGUGUGUUCAUGAUGAACCUUAGGGUACCCACAAGAGUGAACCUCAGUGUUAGUAUCACACAGGAGCUGUCUGUGGGCAUUGUGAUUACUGUGAGCAACAGUCAUAUAUUUAUUUUUAAAAGUCCUGUUAUUCCUGACUAUAUUUAGUUCCUUUGGGGAGGAAACGUUUCAUUUUCAACAGAUCUGUUUCAUUCUGUUCCUUCUUUCCUGAGAGGAUGCACAGGAAUGAAACUUAACCAUAGAGCAGUGAAGCCAGCCACCAGAUUGAUUUGUAUUUUUCUGGCUAUUGCUGUGAUGUGUAUAGCUGAAGUCAUAGGGAAGGGGAAGCUUUUUGUAAACCUUGUCUAGCACAAUCUGCAGAAGAUUGAGUGUGUUCUGGAUUAGAGUCUCCUAGGCAAACCCUCCAAAAGGGGCUGAGGGAGAAAGAAAAGGUCUCUGUCCAUUGAGAGGACUUCUGUGGAAGCCAUACUAACAUGUGUAGCACAUCUGGGCCUGCUCCCCCGGAUUUUGUAGGUCCCCACCCAGCUGCAGCUUUGGGCUCUUUCCAGCCCCAGUGGAGAAGAAUUCUCCAUCUGAUUUAGGCAGCCUGUGAUCACACAAAGCCUGCCCAUCCUCCCCUUCUGUGGACCAGGAGAGUGCUGAAUCUGCCCUGGGGCUGCCGUGUCAGAGCAGGGACACACUCCCAGUCAGCAGCGUGAUUUGCUUGGGGCACAGUCUCACCUCAGGUGCUGAACUCAGUUUCUUUGAAUAUGAUAGGAAAGAUAUCACUGGGUUUUGUUAUUGUUUGUAUUAUUAACUCACAAAGAGUUACUGUUUCAUGGAUGUCUUACACAGCUGAUUUAAUGUCUUUUUUUUGCAUUGCUUGCUGCUGUUUCUGGGAAUUCCUCAAAAUAUGCAGCUGUCAACAUCUUCCACUGCUGUUCUAAUUUAUUGGAAAGAGACUGUAAACUUGAACUAAUGCAUGUUCUUACCAUGUAUUAUGCAUGAUAGCAUGUUACACAUUUUAUUCUCCACUAUAAUAAAUAAUGUAAGUUUUGUGUAAAGUUAGUUCAAGCAGAAGUAGUACUUUUUCUUUUUCUCAUAUCAUGUUUUGCCCAGAGCACUUUGCUGGAGUUCUGUUAGUGCUGUUAGCAGCUGGCAGCAAAUAAACUGUUGAAACCAGUCAGGAAAUAAUUACUAAAUUUGACAUUUUUCAUUGAAAUAUCAGAAAUAAUUCAGCUUGCUUUUGUGAACCUAUUCUAGCAUUCACAAUCACAAUUCUAUGUUCUGUUCUAAGGAAAUCUCACAUCCCAAGUGUAACUUGGGAAUGACUUUUUUGAUACUGAUGUUGUUAAGAUGUUAAGAGGGCAAUGAUCCCAAAGUUUCUUUAUUUACAGGAGUAUCUUUUCACUGCAAAUUGAACAUGUGGAAGAUUGGCUAAGAUGCCUGCAGAGUUUUUAAUAAUUUUGCUACUGAAAAUAAUAUUUCUGAAGAUGGUUGAAGGAAAAACAAAUUGUUUGCUCACUGCUCUUUUGGCUGAUCACCUGCACCCCCCUCAUACAGAGACACAGGGCAAACACAUUGAGUGUCUGCAAACACAAUGGGUGUCUGUAGGGAAGGUCCCUUUUUCAUCAGGUAGGGGCAAGUAAGAACAACUAAGACUAAUCUACAUGGUAAAUACAGCUUAUAGUACUUGUUGAUUAAUGUUUAUUCUGUGUAUUUCCAAAGCCUGUGUCUGUGUAAGCAAAGAAUUAGCUUAGCUGGAUAGGAUCUGUAGCCUGAAACUGUUGGUGCUAAGGACCUGAUCUCCACACUUACCUCUAGUUUGAUCCCAGGGGCUGAGUGCCACUAGUAAUUGGAGCACAUCCUUUGCUUCCAUCCAGAAGGAAUCUGGUGUACAUGCUCAGGAACACUCCAUCAUGCAAACUAAAGCUCAUUAAGUGAGGUCACUGUACUGGACUGUCCCACAGCAAAGUGGAAUUCCUGCUAGAACAUCUUUUAACUCAGGCUUUGCAAGGGUAUUUUUUUCCAUGGGUAUCUUUCUUUCAAAUUUGAGAUCUGAUUCCUCCUGUCAGACCAUGGGAACCAAGGGCUCCUGAUUAUUCCUAAAUUUACCAUCCAAAUGUGCUCCAUAAAUCAGGAGUGUGAUAUAGGACAAAGUGAUCCAACAUGGGUACAGCAUGGAAAGUGCUUUGUCUGAUAAAGAGUUAAUGUGAUUCUGCUUGUGGAUGUAAUUUUAUCCUGAACAUGCUGGGUGCUUGCUAAUGCAUGCAUUGUUUUUAUAUACUGCAAGACACAUAAAAAUUCCCUUAAUCAUUUUCCCAGGGUAAUUUUGUUCUUGUGGCCUUCCAGUUGUAUCUGUAUAUGUGUGCAUAUAUGCAUUUAUAUACAGUGUGCAAGCAUUCUUCUGUUCUUAGAAAGUUGCUACUAUAUGCUGCUAACAUAAACUUUUUUAGGUGGUUCAUGUUACACAAUUUAUUACUUGUAUUCUUUGGUUGCCUUUUGUAAUGCUGACAAGUGUACUGAUAGCAGAUACCACUGUAGACUAAGAAAAACUUUCAUACCAUUUAUACUUAACUUUGUAUGUUUUGCCAUGUGUUUUCUUGCUAUAUGUUACUUAGUUUUUGCUCCCAUUUGGAGAAUGUGCUUCUGUGUAUUUGCAAAAUUGUGCCUGGAUUAUUUUAAAACAUGAAUAAAUGUAUACAAUUUUC
Messenger RNA from Taeniopygia guttata (zebra finch), 8629 nucleotides. NCBI's taxonomy places the organism in Eukaryota, Metazoa, Chordata, Aves, Passeriformes, Estrildidae. The record is from RefSeq and is a predicted model, not a curated record.